AUGGGGCGCUUCUGCAGUUUAGGAUUUGGGUUCAGCCCGAUCGUUAAUGACUAUAAAAUAGUGAGAUUUUAUCAUCAAGAGUUGCUUAAAAAGAAGGAAGAUCAAGUCCAUAAUUUCAACAGGCUUGAUCGAGUGCAGGUGUUUUCAUUAAGUACAGCUACAGAAGUGUUUACAUCUAUCCCAUUUCCAAGUGAACGGGGUUAUUGUCCAAUUGGAAUUGGUGUGCACGAGAACAAACUUGAGGGUUACUACGUGAUUCAAGAGAUAUCUGAAUCUGAUUUCAUGAGUGUGGGUGUAGGUGUAGGGGUGAUGGAGGAGGUUGUUAGUAAAUUUGGGAAGAGUCUGAGAGUUAUUCAGAAAUAUAAGAUUGGACCGCUGUCACCUUCUAUUCUACCCAUAUGUAGAUGGAGGAAUGAAAUAAUCUGCCGUGACUAUGACAGAUUGGGAGAUGAUGUUCUUUAUUUGUUCAAUCUCAGUACUAAUGAAAGGAGGAAGCUCAACACAUCAACUAAUUGUGUCAUGUGUUAUAUCUUCAACUAUGAGCAGAGCCUUGUCCCUGUGUGGAACGCUCAGGUGGUAUUGCAUGAAAGAAUUCAACUGUUGUAUCAGUCUGAUGGCUAUGUUUUGCCAAAUAAUCAGCACAUUGCAGCACUUCUCGUGUGGAUUCUGAAUCCCUCAUUCCCUCCGGCAGGCAGAUGGCGACUGGGGCCCAACAAACCCUUUUUGCCAUUCGAGAUUAUCAUCAAAAUUCUCAAAAGGCUUCCUGUCAAAUCUAUCGUUCGAUUGCAAUGUGCGUGUAAGGAUUGGAAAAAUCUCUUCAAAACCCCAUCUUUCAUCGCUGAACACUUCCACCACUCUGAUCAUGAUAACCCUUUCCUUCUUCUCCUCGAAUACAACUGUGAACAUAUGCGUUCGUCCGCGCGCUUGCUUAAUCAUACGAUGGAAACCGUUGAUGUUUUGAGCAUACCCACUUUCGAUUCUUUCAGACGUAGUUGGACAAUCAUUGGUUCCUGCAAUGGCUUGAUUUGCGUGGAACUCUAUCCUGAUGAUGAAGGCAUGUUUCCUAGUUCGCUUUGGUUGUGGAACCCAAUGCUUAGAGAGGUUAGAGACGUACCCAACACACUGAAUGACUAUUGGUACGUCUGCACGUUAGGAUUUGGGUUCAGUUCCGUCGUUAAUGAUUACAAGAUAGUGAGACUUUAUAAUCAAGAGUUGCGUGAAAAGAAGGAAGAUCAAGUCCAUCAUUUCACCAGGCUUAAUCGAGUGGAAGUCUUUUCAUUAAGUACAGAUUCGUGGAAGGAACUAGAAUUGGGAGCUUUAAAUGAUACUUUAAAUGGUACAAGUGUUUUAUCUCCUGCUGUCAAUGUUAAUGGAACUUUGAUUUGGCAAGGAAGGAAUCUUCGUUUUACUACGGUAGUUUCUUUCGACAUAGCAACGAAAGUGUUUUCAUUUGCACCAAUCCCAACUGAAAACGGUCUUUAUCCACUUGACUUUGGUGUGUAUGAGAACAAACUUGAGGGUCACUUUGUGAUUCAAGAGGAAUCUGGAUCUCAUUUCAUUGGUGUAUGGGUGAUGGAGGAGGUUGCUUGUGAAUUUGGGAGGAGUUGGAGUGUUACUCAGAAAUAUAGGACCGGACCACUGUCAUUUUCUUUAAAUCCUGUAUGUAUUUGGAGGAAUGAAAUAGUCUGCUGUGACGAGAAAUUUGGGACUUUGUUGGACGGUGACCCAAGGCUCAUUCUUCAUCUGUUCAAUUUCAUUACUAAUGAAGGGAGGAAGUUCAACUGUUCAGCUACUUGUGACCAUUGUGAUGUUUUCAACUAUGAGAAGAGCCUUGUGUCUGUCUGGAACGCCCAGGUUGAAUAGCAUUGCUCUCAAAUAGAAUCAUUUCUUCAUUCCAGAUUUCUGUUGUCUCUGUAAAUUUGGUGGAAAUUAAUUCACAAAACCUUUUAACAUUUUGGUUCUAUCUAACUGUCUAUAAUCCUUGAUGUUCCUUGGAUAUGUGAUCUGGAAUGGAGAAACUCAGU
Messenger RNA from Prosopis cineraria, 2024 nucleotides. RefSeq names its product F-box/kelch-repeat protein At3g06240-like. The transcript is spliced from 4 exons. NCBI's taxonomy places the organism in Eukaryota, Viridiplantae, Streptophyta, Magnoliopsida, Fabales, Fabaceae. The record is from RefSeq and is a predicted model, not a curated record. The coding region runs from base 1 to 1863 and encodes 620 amino acids. Gene Ontology annotation, molecular function: protein binding.